Molecule: messenger RNA, 5056 nt
Organism: Acanthopagrus latus (yellowfin seabream)
Lineage: Eukaryota; Metazoa; Chordata; Actinopteri; Spariformes; Sparidae
Gene: kcnj16a
Product: potassium inwardly rectifying channel subfamily J member 16
Exons: 2
Coding region: 187-1488 (433 amino acids)
Biological process (GO): potassium ion import across plasma membrane; regulation of monoatomic ion transmembrane transport
Cellular component (GO): plasma membrane
Molecular function (GO): inward rectifier potassium channel activity
Source: RefSeq, a predicted model, not a curated record
UUUGGAAGUAACACAACACUCUCAGCCACAAUGAACUCAAAGAAAGGAACAGAGCCUCUUUUUUUGAUGGGAUUUAAUAUUUGGCAUUAGUGUUUUGUAGUAAAAUUUGAGAGAAAAAAAAGCACCAAAUCCCAGCGCCUGUUUUCCCAGUAUUUGGAGUUGAAGUCUUCGCAAAAAUUAUAGAAGAUGCAUAAACAAUAUACAUCAGUGAGCCCCACCGAUGACAUCACUGUAAGGACUGAGAAUGGACCUCGAUCAAAGAAAUACCGCUACGUACGCAAAGAGGGCAACUGUAACGUUGUGUUCCGGCACGUUCCUGAGGAGUGGCUGCUGUUUGUGACUGACAUCUUCACCACUUUGGUGGAGAUCAGAUGGAGGGUGAUGUUCCUGAUCUUCGCACUGUCUUACAUCCUGUCCUGGCUCUUCUUCGGCAUCCUCUUCUGGGUCAUCGCUCUUGCUCACGGUGACAUCCAAGACCACACGACUGAUCCCUGCGUGUACGAGGUGCGCAGCUUCACAGCUGCUUUCCUCUUUUCGCUUGAAACUCAAACCACCAUCGGCUACGGUUUCAGAGGAAUGUCAGAGAACUGCAUGAUCGCCAUCAUCGUUGUUACUGUACAAGAUGUCAUCAGCUGCUUCAUUGACACAUUUGUCAUCGGAAUUGUUGUCGCAAAAAUGGCCUCUGCCAGAAAGAGAGCACAGACAGUGGGCUUCAGCAACUGCGCCGUCAUCAACCUUCGGGAUGGUUUCUUGUGUCUUUCCUGGAGAGUUGGGGACUUCCGCAGGCACCAUCUGGUGGAGGGGAGCGCUUGUGCCCAAAUUGUCCACUCCACAGUACAUGCCACGGGGAAAAUGGACGUCACCUAUGAAGAUCUGGUCAUCCAGCAGAAAGACAUCGUCCUGGUCACACCUACAACCAUCUUCCAUAGGAUUGAACCCAGCAGUCCUCUGUACAAAAUGAGUUUGGUCGAUCUACGGAAUGCUGACUUUGAGCUGGUGGUGUCUUUUACCUACACGGACGAUUCCACAGGUAUGCUGCAUCAAAGCCGAACCUCAUACAUUACAGCUGAAAUCCUCUGGGGUCACUUGUUCCAGGAGAUGAUCCGGGUCAGCAGGAGGAACUACCGGGUGGAUUACACCUUGUUCAAUCACACUGCUAAAGUGCUGGUGCCUGAGGUCAGUGCUGAGGAGUAUGAAAUCAAGAAGCAGCUGCGGCCUUCUCCUCGACAUUCCCCACGGCAUUCACCUAGAUCUUCACCCAGACAUUCACCUAGAUCCUCAACACGAAAUUCACCCAGAUCUUCCCCGCGCCCCUCUCCAAGGUCUCAGCAGAAAAAUCAUCAUGAAAACCUUCUGAAACCCCCAACGGUAACUGUAGAGCUUGUGAAUGAUAGUCAAACUGAAUCAACUGACUCAACAUCUCAAGUUGACAAUAAACAUCGAGACACAUUGGCUCUGCCAAAUGACCUCACAAGUUCAGAAAUAUAGAAGCAGAGCCAUGAUGUUGAAGGUGGCCAGACAUUGUGCCACUUCCUCAAAGAAACCACUGAUAAAGGAAUAUUCAGUAUGAUCUGAGUCUUAUUGGCUGUACGAAUGUUCAAAGCUGUGGCAUUUGUUUUUUGUUUUGUUUUGUUUUUUUUUUGACCAUGUGAUUUGUUUAAAGUGACACUCAAGCCAAAAUGUGUUUUCUGAAUUCCAACCCUUGCAGGCUUGAAAAAUGUUGCCCAUUCAAUCCAAUGAGAUCUGCUCAUCCAUCACAUGGGAGCUAUUCAAAUGAUUGUUGGCUGUGGUUUUCCAUCGGUCAUGUGACCAUCGCCUUGCAGAUUAUAGUGGUCUUUGAUAGUCUCCCAAGACUACAUCAAAAUGCUCCACCUUCCCAUCCCAAACAUGGCAGGUGCUGCCUCUUGCCCCGUCCUGAUGUUCCUUUUUUUAUUUUUAAUCGAGCUGAUUUCACACGGACAUGAAAAAGCUAUGGUAGAUUUUGGGAAAGUUUUACAUAACAAAAUGCUAAAAGAUGAAGGUCCCGAGUCCAAGAAUUGACACUGGUUCAGCUGCGCUAAAACGAUGAUGCUUGGCGCACCUGUGAAGCCAGGCUGCAGCGCUCACCAUUUGAUGUUUAGCACAUACAAUGUUUACCAUGUUUACUAUCUUAGUACAUUUACUUACAUUUGCUUAUUAGUACUCAAAAAAGUACAGCGGAAGUAGACAUUAUUUUAGUUUUGCAGGUAUUUGGUCAUAAACCAGUUUUGGCCCAGUUUAAAUUUCUACCUGAUGUUGGCGUGACAUCAUAAGAAGGAGGACAUAAAUUUGUGUCUCGCAAUUUGGGGUAAUUAGAGUUUGAAUGUGACAGACGGACAGUUGUGCAAUCAUGCAGUGGGACUGGUUUGAGAGGGUCCCUAUGGGAAUUUAUUGUAAGUGACUUGAAUUAAAGCUGACCACAGCUUUUCUCCUUGAGCAAUGGAAGUACACAAUUUUACACGGACCUAUUAAGACUUCACAGGGUCAGGAUUCAAUACACAAAAUUUAAAGUCUUGGCAGAGUGUCACUUUGAACAGUUCAAAAUAAUUGCAUAGCAAUAAUACAAAACACAGGCCAGUUACUGUUAUCGAAAUAAACUGAAAGUAUGUUUCACUAAUGAAUUAAUUAAUAUCAGUUUUAAUAAAUAAAGCCUUUACAGAGUUACUUUAAUAUUCAGUUCAAGGCUACUGUAGACUUGAGUGAAAACAAUGAAAGAUGCAUAUUUAAGUGGGUGCCAAAUUGUCUUUGUACCAUCAAUGGACAUUAUGGUGAGAUUAGUUUGUCAACCGCUUUUGCCAAGGUCCAGAAUUAACUUGCAGUCUCAAUCUUUAUGCCAAUAUGGAUGGAAGCAAUUUAAAAAGUUGCUCGGAACAACGGGAAUGUGAACAUCUACAAUUCCAUGAUCAUGCAAGACAGCUGGAAGCUCAAGAACAGCUACUAAAUGGACCUUGACGCGAGAUUGUUGUGUCAACUCUUUGUAUAUUUUGUGUAAAAAGAAAAAGAAAACUAGACCAAAAUUUUAGAGAGUAAAUGUGAUUUGUGUAUAAAAAAGAAGGUCUCUACAUUUUAUCCUUCAUGUUUCAUGACUUUGACUUACUAAUGUUUGAAGUCAAACCACUGCUGGAGUUAAGGUGUCUUUAUGUUUGUGGUGUUGGUGGAGUCCCAUUUGUUUAUUAUUUACAGGGCGUCAUCCCAUUCACUUAUUAUUGUGUGAAUAGUAUUAGUGUGAUUAAGCCUGUUUAUGGUCCUCGGAGGUUUUUGUAGAUAAGUAUUUUAUAUCCGCAAAUAUGCUGGAAACACAAGAACAUUGAACAAGCAUCUGCUGUGACAAACUGAGCAAAAUGAAUUUUCUAAUUUUGCUGAUAGUCAACCAUCAAGCAGAUCUGAUAAAAUAUGUUUUUUAAAAACAGAAAACAACCGCAGUGCCAACAAUUUCAAUAAAUUGAUGUCUAAAUGUCCGGUUAAAGUCUUCCCUUCCUCUGCUAAUCGUGUGUUUGUCUGAUGGAUCAUGGUUCUUGUCAAGGAACAAAAGCUCUGAUCGGGAAAAUCUCUCUGACGUCAAGUGAGCAGACGGACAAAAGUAACCAGAUGCUGCUUCCCAACCUGCUGCUGCGCUGCUUUGAUGACCGUUUAAUCAGAUCAAAAACAUGUUUCCUUUUUAUCAUCUCUCCAGAAUAGAUCAAUCUAAAGCCCAUGAUGUUAUUCAGGCACGAGAUCAUGUCAGUGUCGAUUUACUGUGUAGCCUCAUUUCUACCUGUUCAAGGUGGUUUCAAGCUGAUUGUCAGACCUCAGACCUCAUAAUGUUCCAUCUACAGGGGUCAAGACAGUCCAGUCAGACUGACCACGACCUGGUGAUGGCACUUCUUUAGUAUAUCACAACAAAAUAGUGGAAGCUGUUCCAAAUACUGCCAAAUAUGUCAGUUUUUGUUGUGUAGAACAUAUUUUAUCAGAUAAGAUGAGACGUAAGUGGUCCUGAGAGGAGAAGUUUCUAUUACAGCAGCACAGAGAAAGGCUGAGAUAUAAGAAUAUAUUUCAGCUUCUGAAGGAAGAAAUAACAGAAAAAAGUUUGAGGGGGACUUGAAUUUGGAAAAGUUUACGCAAAAAGAAAUCUCGUGUUUCUUUUUGUUGAUGCCUGAUGUGAUUUCCAGUACAGUGUUAUUACAGACAGCAGUGAUGGACAAAUGCACUAAUGAAAAGACCCAAGUUGUAACAAACCAUACUUCCACUCCAAUAUCAAGUCACCGGGUUGAUUCAGACUUGACCUAUUUAAAAGUGUAAUACUGCACUGAAAUGUGAGUCUCCAUCUGACAGCAACAAAGACAGAAAGAAGAUGUUUGUUAUCAUUUUCUUAAGGAAAAAAGAACUUUAGUUUCUGGGUCAGACCGAACAUCACAUCUAAAAUAAUCAGCUAAUUGACUGAAUUCAGCAGCAGACCCAGUGGUUUGUCUCAUUUUUUAGCAUCUAGAUGCGGCGCAAGAGGAAAUACAUGUCAUAUAUGUCAAUGUCAUUAACUCUCAGUGUUGUAUGACUGUUAAUGUGUAAGUUCACGGAGAGAAACAAAAAGGCAAACUUGUUUCCUGUGUUCACAUUUGGUUAAUAAAGUUGAUUCCGACAGAGCACAAAGAGGCUAGAAAUCCUAAAACAUGGAUGUUUCACACACACGUUCAACACAGACGAUCUGAACAAUCAGCACAGCUUCAAGGUGGACGCCCAAGAUUAGUGUCACUAACUCAGUAUCUGACCAGCUGUGAAAUAUUGCCACAAUCUCCCUUCUGUAAUGAGCUAUGGGGUCAAAUAAUGGCCAGGAAAAGUGUCUCUGAAAAACUUUAUGAUGUUACUGUGAAGAUGACAUUUGACCAUUUAGAUCAUCAUUUCAGAAUCUUAUGCCAGAGAAUCCCAAAGUUUGGGCCGCGGCCAACUGGUGGGCAGUGAGGGUACUGCAGGUGUGCUGUGAGGGGUCGUUUUACAAUGAAUAAAUAAAACGUUCUCAAUUUUGUAAUUAAGUUUGAAAUAACAAUAAAAUAUUUAUAUAAAUGUA